AUGUCUUUAUUUGAAAAAGCACUAGCUAAUGUUAUUGCACAAGCAACAAAUGAAUACCAAGUUAUUGCAAAAAAUGAUCCAAAAGUUGAAAGUACAGAAGAUGGAACCUCUAGAGGAGAAUUCCUUGAUCUUAUUUUAAAAGCACAGCAAAAAGAACGAAAGUUAUUAUGGGAUAAAUUGUAUAAGCUUGAAAGUAAACAAAAUCAACAAAAAAAUAAGCUAUUUGGAGACACAGCAGAGCCUACAAUGGAACAUAGACAAUUAAAAACAUUGAUGUAUGAACAUCAGGAUUUGUUUGAUGCUGUUGCUGAAGAAGCUAAUAAGAUUGAAGAUGUAGAGCAAACUGAUAAUUCUAUUUUAGAAAUUGAAUUUAGAGAACAAUUAAAUAUAGAAAUUCAACAAUAUGAAAUAGCAAAUCGAUUUAUACAAACACAACUUGAUGAAGUCACCGAAUUAUUAAAAAGUGAAAAAAGAGUGCUUAACGAAUGUUUUGAAAUCUAUGAUGCUUUAAAAGCUAAAAAAAGAGAAUUAUCGGAAGAACAACAUGUACAAGCCUAUCCUGAUCAGUUACGGCAAGAACAACUGAUGUUAGAAGCACUUUAUAAACAAGAUACUAAUGAUUUAAUUGAUUUUAUUGAUGAACAUUAUCCUCCACAUCCUGUUGAUAAUGCUGGAGAAUUAGGUGAUGAAUGUGAUUUAAAAACCAUGUUGGAGCAAUUGAUGAAUCAAGCCAUUAUUACAUCAGAUAAUCCUUAUAUUAAAUUACAACCUGGUGAAUACUGGUCACCUUAUAUUCAAACACUACUAAAAGCAGAUAUUCUAAAAUAUCAUCCUGAAGAUUCUACACUUGUUCGAUUGCAAGAUUUUAAGUUAUAA
This is a messenger RNA of Cokeromyces recurvatus, 876 nucleotides long. RefSeq lists its product as uncharacterized. The coding region runs from base 1 to 876 and encodes 291 amino acids. The record is from RefSeq and is a predicted model, not a curated record. Gene Ontology annotation, cellular component: nucleus. Gene Ontology annotation, biological process: mitotic sister chromatid segregation; kinetochore assembly. The transcript has 5 exons. NCBI's taxonomy places the organism in Eukaryota, Fungi, Mucoromycota, Mucoromycetes, Mucorales, Mucoraceae.